Messenger RNA from Fusarium odoratissimum NRRL 54006, 1471 nucleotides. RefSeq names its product 30S ribosomal protein S10e. The record is from RefSeq and is a predicted model, not a curated record. Gene Ontology annotation, cellular component: cytosolic small ribosomal subunit. Gene Ontology annotation, molecular function: structural constituent of ribosome; RNA binding. Lineage: Eukaryota; Fungi; Ascomycota; Sordariomycetes; Hypocreales; Nectriaceae. Bases 112 to 609 code for a protein of 165 amino acids. The transcript is spliced from 3 exons.
CUAGUAGGGUUUCCGCCCACAAAAGUUAUCAUUUUGAGAUCUCGCCUUCGUCCCUCCUAAACUGCCACCUUCCAACAUCGACCCUUCCGACGAGCAGCAAAUACCGCCACGAUGUUGAUUCCCAAGGCCGACCGCAAGAAGAUCCACGAGUACCUCUUCCGCGAGGGUGUUCUCGUCGCCCAGAAGGACUUCAACCUUCCCAAGCACCCUGAUAUCGACACCAAGAACCUGUUCGUUAUCAAGGCUCUGCAGUCGCUCAACUCUCGCGGCUAUGUCAAGACCCAGUUCUCUUGGCAAUACUACUACUACACCCUGACCCCCGAGGGUCUCGACUACCUUCGCGAAUGGCUUCACCUCCCCGCUGAGAUUGUUCCCGCUACCCACAUUAAGCAACAACGAUCGCACGCUCCUCCCCGUGGCAUGCUCGGCGAGGGUGAGCGCGAGCGACGACCUUUCGGCCGCGGCCGUGGUGGUGACCGAGGUGACCGUGAGGGUGGAUACCGACGAAGGGAUGCUGGCGAGGGCAAGGAGGGUGGUGCUCCCGGCGAGUUCGCUCCUCAGUUCCGUGGUGGUUUUGGCCGUGGACGUGGCGCUGCUCCCCCUUCUUAAACGAACCCAUUUCCUUUAGGUGGUCACGAAUGAGAUGCAUUUCGAAGGGUAUCGGCAUGUACUCAUAAAAAAUGGAGGGCAAUUUCUACCAUGGGUUUCGCUCGUGUGACUGGGUUGCGUUGCGUGGGGGACACCGUGGGAGUUUGAGGGUUUUAGAACCUCGGAAUCAUUUGCAUCAGGGUCAAUGUUUGCCGCCGUCAAAACGAGAUAAUUGCUCGGGAGAUUCGUGAAGACGUCAAUCUUUUCAGUGAUGUGAGACGAGACCUCUAUGUUUAUGCCAAACGCCCACCGAGGCACGUCUGAAUGAACGAUCCGUGCCGCCAAUCCGAACUCCUGCUCUGCCGUGUAAUUGAUUGUGAUCUCGUGGCUAUUUGAAAUCUUGAUCUAGCUCUGAUGACUCGGAAGGGUUUCCCACGGAUGUGCCGUACUCAAUGCUGGACUGAGGAUCUUAUGCCUUAUGCAUAGCGUACUAUAAUAGGCCUGGGAUUGUUCUUGGAGGAAAAACUGAACGGAUCUCUUAGAUAUGAGACAAAUCAAUGGAUACGUCAGUGAUAUUAAAUCUGUUAUUGGGCAGUCUCAGCCAACUAUCCAACUACCAGCAUGUCACAGGAUCAUGAAUGAAACCAAGUAAUGAGAACUUGGUCUCUGGUCACUAAGAUUUGUCAAUAUACCUACCUAGCUUGGAAGGUCUACGUAUCAACGCAAGCCUUUGAUUAGCGAGGUAUCUGGUAGGAGGUAACUCUACUGAUCUAAAUACCUUCUUCUUGUGGUGCGUUCAGUUGUCAUUGUCAUUGCUCGACGUAUUUCCUAUGUUUGCAGCAAGGGGCCAAGACGGUUAGGGUAAGCUACUAGAUACAAUGAA